GUUUCUUUAAAUGUACGAGAUACUCUGCUGGAGGAAAUGAAAAACCAGGAGUUGGAAAUGAGUUUCGUUUUCUCCGUCUAGUGUACUUGGACUUGAUAGAACAAAACUGAGGCUGGUCCGACAGAAAUAAUGGACAAAGAAACCCUCCCUACUGAAAUUGAAGGUAUGGUGGACCAAGAGGACUAUGGAGAAGGAGACACAGUAGAUGCAAAACCUGACCGCAGAUCGAGAUUUUUGUUUUUUGGCAGUAAGAAGAAGGAUGGCAAGUUUCAGGAAAAAGAGCAGUCUUCUGAAAGCUAUUACAGGAUUGUUUCACCAACAUUCCAGUAUAAGAUGAGCCACCGGCGCAUUGGCAAGUGCAUCAUCAUCAACAACAAGAACUUUGAUGAAAAGACAGGGAUGAAUAUACGCAAUGGCACAGAUCGUGAUGCUGGAGAGCUGUUGAAGUGCUUUACAAACUUGGGCUUUGAAGUUAACAUCUACAAUGAUCAGACCUGCAGGAACAUGGAGAGACUACUUAAAAAAGUCUCAGAAGAGGACCACACUGACAGCUCCUGCUUCGCCUGCAUCUUGCUGAGCCACGGUGAGGAGGGCAUGAUUUACGGCACAGAUGGAGCCAUACCCAUCAAGAGCAUGACCUCGCUCUUCAAAGGAGACAUGUGCAAGAGCCUCGUGGGCAAACCCAAGCUCUUUUUCAUCCAGGCUUGUCGGGGUUCAGAGUUUGAUGAUGGUGUGCAGACAGACUCGGGACCGCCCAAUGACACGAUAGAGACAGAUGCCAAUCCAGGACACAAGAUUCCGGUAGAGGCGGACUUCCUGUUUGCUUAUUCAACUGUGCCAGGUUACUACUCCUGGAGGAACCCAGGCCGAGGCUCCUGGUUUGUCCAGGCCCUCUGUAACGUUCUUGAUGAGUUUGGCAAGCAACUUGAGAUCAUGCAGAUUCUCACACGGGUCAACUACAUGGUGGCCACCAACUUCGAGUCCUGGUCAGAGGACCCCCGUUUUAGUGAGAAGAAACAGAUACCUUGUGUAGUGUCCAUGUUGACUAAAGAGCUCUACUUUAACUGAUCUGAGUAGACCAUCGUUACAUGCUGUGCCUUUUCUCAGCGCACACAUUUUCUUUCCAAGAACGUUAUAGUAGCACACUUUUGUUAUCUUUUAACAGUAAACAUUAACCAAAUUGUUAACAUUUUUGUCAAGGAGGGAAACCUCAGUCUAAUACUUGAGCAAAAUACUUUUACAUAAAUGUAAGCAGAAUUUUUAAGUGGUGCACAUUUUAGGAUGGCAGACAGGAAAGACACAUCAGGUGUUCAAAGACUGACCACUGACUGACCAACGACUGAUUUCACUCAACCAAACCGUCACAACAUUCAGGGAGGAUCCCAGCUGGAAGCUUGUGUGUGAAAGCAAUUUGUUAUGUUAUGCUGGACAUACGAACACUGAAAGGUCUUCCUUUGUCCUACUUCCAGUUCAAGUUCACUACCUUUUCAGAGAAUGUUCUCAAGAGUAUUCCAGGGAAUAGUGAUGUCACAUAUGAUUUGAUCUUUGUGCCGUGUCAAAUAUCCAUGUCGCUUUGCCAACUUUGAAAGUUUUGAAAGCAACUUUUACUUUACUAGAUAACACCCUUUAUUGAUCUUAAUAAA
This is a messenger RNA of Carassius carassius (crucian carp), 1643 nucleotides long. Its product is annotated as caspase-7-like. NCBI's taxonomy places the organism in Eukaryota, Metazoa, Chordata, Actinopteri, Cypriniformes, Cyprinidae. Gene Ontology annotation, cellular component: cytoplasm. The transcript has 7 exons. The coding region runs from base 130 to 1068 and encodes 312 amino acids. Gene Ontology annotation, biological process: proteolysis; apoptotic process. The record is from RefSeq and is a predicted model, not a curated record.